Colius striatus (speckled mousebird) is the source of this 770-nucleotide messenger RNA. It is a transcript of the gene PSMB3, whose product is annotated as proteasome 20S subunit beta 3. The transcript has 6 exons. Gene Ontology annotation, cellular component: proteasome core complex; proteasome core complex, beta-subunit complex. Lineage: Eukaryota; Metazoa; Chordata; Aves; Coliiformes; Coliidae. The record is from RefSeq and is a predicted model, not a curated record. Gene Ontology annotation, biological process: proteasome-mediated ubiquitin-dependent protein catabolic process. Bases 77 to 694 code for a protein of 205 amino acids.
GGAAGCGGCGGGAGGCGGGCGCGGCGCGGUGCGGGGCCUGGUGCGGGGCCUGGUGCGGAUCUGUGCAGCCGGCGCCAUGUCUAUUAUGUCCCAUAAUGGCGGGGCCGUAAUGGCCAUGAAGGGGAAGAACUGCGUAGCCAUCGCUGCAGACCGGCGCUUUGGGAUUCAGGCGCAGACGGUGACCACAGACUUCCAGAAGAUUUUCCCUAUGGGAGAGAGACUGUAUAUUGGAUUGGCAGGACUGGCCACAGACGUACAGACGGUUGCCCAGAGACUGAAGUUCAAGCUGAAUCUCUACGAGCUGAAGGAAGGCAGGCAGAUCAAACCACAGACUUUUAUGAGCAUGGUUUCCAAUCUGCUGUAUGAGAGACGGUUUGGACCUUACUACACAGAACCAGUUAUUGCUGGACUGGACCCCAUAACACACGAGCCUUUCAUCUGCUCCCUAGACCUGAUCGGCUGCCCGAUGAUCACCAAUGACUUCGUGGUCAGCGGCACCUGCUCCGAGCAGAUGUAUGGCAUGUGCGAGUCCCUCUGGGAGCCUGACAUGGAACCUGAUCACCUCUUCGAGACAAUCUCGCAGGCCAUGUUGAACGCUGUGGACAGAGAUGCCAUAUCUGGGAUGGGUGUGAUAGUACACAUCAUUGAAAAAGACAAGAUCACCACCAGGACCCUGAAAGCUCGCAUGGACUAGCCCAGCAGCUCUGCUCGUGCUUCACACCCUGCUCUGCUUGGAACUUUUUUAAAAUAAAUCUCUCUGUUGCUGUGAA